AUCCCAGACUGUAACCUUUUAGACUUCCUUUUUUUUAUGUUCACUUCCUUCAAUUUCACAAGCAACAAUUGUUUCGACAAUGUCGACUAUCGGAGGUCAGAUGGAAGAAAUCAAAGCCUUAAUAUCAUAUAAUUCAAAAGCAGACCGAUCGUUCGGUUAUUCAACUCUUUUACACUUCCAAUAACAGUCCAGUGACAGUCCUCCUUCAAUCCAAGCCCUAAUUCAAAGUUCUCAUUGUCUUAUAAAUUUAAUCCUCUCUGAUAUCCACCAUGAAGAUCAAAAAAAUAGCUGCUCAAGCCUUUAAGUGCUUUGGGUAUAUGAUCUAUCAUCCUUCUCUUACUGCUGCAAUUCCUGCUGAAGAUGUAAAACUGGUUUUAGAGUCAUUGGCUAAACUCAUCACUGUUACAAAAAUGAAGUCAGUUUGUAAUUUAGGCGUGUGGUGUAUAUCUAUGCAACAAUUUGAUACACCACUUUUAGCUGCCUGCUUUGAUUCAUUGCUGGCGGCGGUUGUUCAUGCCCUUUAUAACCCUAGUGGCUCAUUGUCAACUACGUUUGAGACAGCAGGCUGUGGCAAAGUUAAAAGCCCAAAUGAGUGAAAUGAUGCGAGAAUCAUCACACUUAUGGGCUCCUCCAAUAUAUAGAAGACUUCUCAGCAUUGAUAAGAGAGAGCGAGAUAUGUCAGAGAGGUGUCUUUUGAAAAUUAAGUCUACAAUACUUCCUGCUCCAAUAAGUCUUUCAAAGGCUAUUAUUGAAGAUGUGAGGAAAAAUUUGCUGACGGGGAUGAAGGACUGGUUAGACAAGGGUAUGAAAGUUCAAACUGUCCUUGCGUGGGGGUGGUUUAUCAGCUUCCUAGGAUCUGGUGCCUUGAAGAACAGACAUUUAGUAAAUGAUAUGUUGAAGGUUCUGGAGCAAACAUUUUCAGAUCACAACCCACAAGUCCAGAUUGCUUCUCUGGUUGCCUGGCAAGGUCUUAUCGAUGCGCUGGUUCACCCUCAAAUACUGUACUGCAAAAGGAAUGCAAGUCAACAGUUACAAACAUCCUCAGGAAAAAGCAGUGAAUUGAUGUUAAAUGGAUUUUCAAAAAGCUUAAAGCUCACAAUGACACCUCUAACGGGAAUCAUUUCAAGUAAAUGUGAUAUAUCUGUUCUCUCAUCCUGCCUAAACACAUGGUGUUAUCUCCUACAUAAGCUUGAUACCUCCAUCAACUCCAAUAAUUAAAGUGGUAUUGGAUCCUAUGUUUCAAGCAAUUUUAAAGAUGGGCCCAGAUAGUAAAAGUAUCCAGUUAUGGAAUUUUUGCCUUGAUUUGCUUCUAGAUUGUAUAUCAGCAAAGUGUUCAGAUUUGAUCUCUGAUCCAAAGGACCAGAUAAACCUUCGUCUUUCAGCCAGAACCAUAAUUCCCGGGUCUGGAAGGUACUCAUGGAAGCAAUUCCUAUUUAGUCAGUUGGAUUUCUACUUUAAGAUGAUUGCUAUUAUCAUUACUCAUGUGGCAACUGCAACAAUUUCCCCAGAAAGCAGAAAAACAGCGUGUGAUGCAGCUGUCAGGAUAUUUAGAUCUGUUUUAAAGGGAGUGCAAAUGGAGUUUAGAAACCCAUUAAAUAAUUAUGAUAACAUUAUGUUCUGUUUGAAUAUAAUAUUUAGUUUCACAAAAAAAGUAGGCGAAGAUGCUAGUUCAGAAGGUGUUGGUGACUUGUUUAACACUUCUCUUUCUUUAAUAGAGGCUGCUGUGGAUGAAUUAGAACCUUCUAUUAUGGAAUCCCCUCUUUACAAGGUGGCUUUAGACAUCAAUUAUGUUGGCACUCUGGAUUCAGUUAAUUGUUCAAAAGUACUGCACCAGUGUUCUUUUAUGGAUAUGGUUUCACCCAUGGUUUAAUCUAACUGUACUCUACCUCACUUUGGUGGUUCAGUUAACUAUAAAUACACCUGAGAUGGAAUUGAUUUUACAGAGGCUUCAAAGUUUUUAUAAAUCCGUACUGUCUUCUGAUGAUCCCCUGGAAAGUUUUCUUGCUUCUGUUGGUUUAUUAUAUGGGCACAUGGGUUUUAUGUACAUGGAGAUAUGGAUGGCAAUGGUGACAUGUCUUAAUGGCUAUAUUGAUGGUAUGGAGGAUCUCUCCCUAUUCAAAACAGAUUCUGGCAAAUCAUUUUAUAGGGCCAUCCGCCAUCUCUUAUCAUAUCCAUUCAUUUUGUUCUCUUGUUCUGAGAAAGAUUUAACCCUGUUGAACUCUGGUGACGCCCUGAAAGAAUCUUUUAUUUUAUCAGAGAGAAGACUUGAACAGGCUAUUGAGAUUUGGAAAUCGUUUUAUGUUUCUGUUUGUGCUGCAUUCUUUAAGUUGUCUACUACAAACACUCUUGGUGGUGAUCUGUGUGCAAUGUUAAAUUCGUGUUUGGAUGAAAACAGUAGCAUAUUUCGGUAUAAUAGCGAGCUUGGUUUACGUUACAAGGAUCUGGAGUUCUCUUGCAUUCUUUUCUCUGGCAAUGUUUUGGUAUGUAUUUUGGAACAUAAACCGACUUCAGAUACAGGUGAAAGUGGAAAAGAAUGUGUUGUAUAUAAUGA
Molecule: messenger RNA, 2551 nt
Organism: Hibiscus syriacus
Lineage: Eukaryota; Viridiplantae; Streptophyta; Magnoliopsida; Malvales; Malvaceae
Exons: 7
Coding region: 270-596 (108 amino acids)
Biological process (GO): telomere maintenance
Cellular component (GO): nucleus
Source: RefSeq, a predicted model, not a curated record